Molecule: messenger RNA, 2027 nt
Organism: Trichoderma atroviride IMI 206040
Lineage: Eukaryota; Fungi; Ascomycota; Sordariomycetes; Hypocreales; Hypocreaceae
Source: RefSeq, a predicted model, not a curated record
CAUCACGUGAUGGACCCCUGCGCUUUGAAUGCCGAAAUGAUGCUCGAGCGACGCUAUUCCUUCUAGCGUUGCACCGUCAGGAUGGUUGGACGGGCUUCAACCUCUUCGCGAUCUGCCGUCUGCGCUUCUCCCUCGCAUCUAUUUCUGCACGCCACGCUCCUUUGUUGCCGCCGUUGGACGCCUGAGAGACUGCCGUCCCGAUAGCCGAUUCCGCGAGUCUUCGCCUUUGCAAGGCCCCCUCUCCCCCUUCUUGAAUCUCCAUCUUUAAUCUCCAUCUCAGCCUGACCUGACGCUGCUCGCCAUCGCGCCAACACCAAAUCCGCUUCUCCCUUCGAGCCGCACCCGCGGCAUUCCCACUCGCUCGCCCUUGAUGGCGACUACCGACUUCAUCUCAUCAGAGGCUCACGAUCGCCAAGCACAGCAAAGGAGAAGGCCGUUUUCAACAUGGGUCAAGAAGCUUACCAACUUCAAGUCGUCAUCCGAUGGCGAGCGACAGAAGCGACACAUUAGGAUAAAGCGUGGUCCCAAGCUCAACAACCCGUAUCCUCAGUCCGGCCACGUUAGUAGCAAUCAUCCCAAUGGACAAAGCUCGUACUCGUUUGCUACUGGCCGCACCGACUGCAGCCUGUCGACAAUCGAUCAGCCCACUCGCUUCUCGGCAGAUGGAUAUGCACCACCGACUUCAGGAGGGAGGAGCCUGACAAUGACCAUAUCAACCGAGACCGAAGCUGACCCGCCUCGAUCCAUCAUCGCGCCGAGCUCUGUGACGGGAACAAGCAGGACAGUCAACGGGGGCCACGAAUCCAGAAGAGGUGGCGAUAGCACAUUUUCGAGCCCGUCUCCAUCAGUCAGAUCACUCGCUACAACAUUGACCACUAUUCAGUCAUUUGCUCCCCAUGGGCAAGCCCCGGUAGCACCGACUCACAGCAUCACCCAGUCGAUUCAGUUCAGCCAACCGUUCCCUACGACUUCGCCGGCAUCGGCUAUACCAUCACAUCUCAUCCCGCCAAACCAUCUGACGACAUACACCACAGCUACGGCCAAUAACCUCCUUACAGACAAUGCAUCCAUCUUGACUCUAGCCUCGUCGAGCAAGCGAGGCCGUCGUCGGUCGAUGGAUACCGAUGCGUCUGUGCGAGCCCUCGCGCCCUCGUCACUUUGGGGUGGCAGCCGUGAGAGUCUACCACUGAGUGUUCUCAGUGCCAACAUCGACGCAUCUGGCAUCCACAACGCCUCCAGGCUGGGAGCAGAGCGAAACAGCAUCUACUCUGCAACGGGCGUGGCGCCAGCCAUUCCGAGCGAACGCAACAGUAUUUAUACCAAGCAGGGCGACGGUGCAAGCGUUAGAAGUGGCCGCCUGGGACACAAUCGACCCGACAGCGUGAGCGGCAGCGUUGCACUCGCCAGCCCCCGAGAGGAGGGACUAAACUUGCCAUUUCAACUAUUACAACUACCAAUUUUAUCAGUUUGCUUUUUACCGGGCGUUUCGGAGGAAGUUCUGUCCGUAUUCGAUAGACAGGCUUAUAUGCGUGGCUGGGUUAAGGAUUGUUUUUCUUUUCUUUUUCUUUUUCUUUUUCUUUUUCUUUUUCUUUUUCUUUUUUUUCCUCUUCUUCUCUCUCUGUCUUUCUCCAUUUCUUUUCGUCCAAUUUUUUUUUUUUUUCCCUCUCUUCCUUUACACUUUUUCCCUCUCUUCCUUUACACUUUUUCCCUUUUCUCUUUCAGCCGGUGGGGUAGAGACUUCAAAGAUGUGACAACGUGAUACCCUUUAGCCUACGGGAAGAUGCGAGCAGUAUUGAAUUUGUUUUGUUUUUCGUGCUGUGCAAAGAAAAGAAGAAGAGACUAGCUCUUUGAAAGCACAACCAGCGGGAUCCUAUUAGUUGACGAGUAUAGCGAUGGAAGACAUGUAUCUGGGAGCGGUCUUACCAUCUUAUUAUCGGCUUUGUAGAGGUCACUGGCAACAAGAUUUGACACAGGCGUAUAAUCUGAGAUUAAUUUCCUGCUCAAGAAUGAAAUUAUAUAUUACAGUG